Messenger RNA from Linepithema humile (Argentine ant), 3166 nucleotides. RefSeq names its product sodium-dependent nutrient amino acid transporter 1-like. Gene Ontology annotation, molecular function: L-amino acid transmembrane transporter activity. Gene Ontology annotation, biological process: sodium ion transmembrane transport. Gene Ontology annotation, cellular component: plasma membrane. The record is from RefSeq and is a predicted model, not a curated record. NCBI's taxonomy places the organism in Eukaryota, Metazoa, Arthropoda, Insecta, Hymenoptera, Formicidae.
AUAUGAUCAAAGUGAAUCAGUGCUGCAGAUCCAUUAGCUUCUCGUUUUCUUCAAUAUGACGUAGUAUGAUGUCAUGUAACUGUGACGCAGAGUUAUUGAGAAGUAUAAAAAACACCAAAAGAGUAAUGUGCGUUCACAGUAUCAGAGCUCUCAUAUCCCUUCCUAAGUUUCUCCAUGUUACUUCACAGGCAGCGGCCGAUCAAUCGGGAAUUCCGACUUUUCCCACUUUUCAUCUGGCUGCAGCUAGUUUUCUUGACAGAUUGAUUUUUUCCCACCGGAUAGCCGGACGGUAUCCCUGCCUCCUUCCCUUUUGAGGGGAGAGUUCUUUUCCCCUUCCUCCCAUUGCUCAGUCUUUUUCCGUUAGAUAGAAUGUAACUUUAUGCGCGUCUACCUGUCUCCCGUCUAGUUGCUUCUGGAUAGUAUAACGGCCCGCAGUUCGCAUAAUUACUUCUUUACGUGAUGCAUGAUUCAUCAUCGCUCCUACCUAAGCUACCUAGACCACAAUUUUCCUAAGCUCUCGAUUGGCAUGUCGCGUUUCCCGCUUGUGGCGCGCAGUAUUCUGUCACCUGCCAUCGUCGGGGAUAUAUAGCGAUGGUUAUCGUUUUAUCAAUGUGCUACCGAGGAAUUCGCGUGGGAGAAAACACCUCGACGGCUGGUCCGGUGAUCAGUCCUCGUCGGUAGCAUAGACGUACGAGGCAUCCCUUCGGAUCCUGGUGUUGACGAUUGCAUCUGGAUCCCUGCGCUCAAGAUUGUUUUUCGAUUCAGCUAUCGUGACUAUCGUUCGCUAUGUACGAGACAAGAGACGAGAAGCAACAAGGCCUCGAUAACGUCGCCUUUCAAAUAGAUGAGCCUCACAUCGUGAAAAAUGGCAAGCGAACGUAUUAUGUCAAUGACUCAACGACCGACCUGGACAUACAGGUGGUCGAAUCGGGCAAGGAACGCGCGACGUGGAAUAAUAGUGUGGAAUUCCUCAUGUCUUGCAUCGCCGUGUCUGUCGGUUUCGGUAAUAUCUGGCGAUUCCCGUUUACGGCGUACGAGAACGGCGGCGGUGCCUUCCUCAUUCCGUACGUGAUUCUGCUCUUCCUGGUAGGAAAACCGUUCUACUUCUUGGAAAUGAUCAUCGGACAGUUUUCCGGCAACUCGUCCGUCAAAGUUUGGAGCAUGUCGCCUGGCUUCGUUGGGGUUGGAUGGGCGCAGUUCUCCUCGACGGUAGCAUUAGCGACCUACUAUAGCUCGCUAAUGGCAUUGACGCUUUAUUAUUUAAUCGCGUCCUUUUCUGCUCAAUUGCCUUGGGCUACUUGUCUCAAGGAAUGGGGCGACACAUGCAUCGAUUCCAGUACCAAGAAAAACCACAAUCUUAACGCGACUGAAGGAAACACCGACAUUCUUGAUAAUUUUUUAAACAGCAACAGCAAGCUUCAAAGCUCGGCUGAGUUAUAUUUUACACGAGUGGUUUUGCACGAAAAGGAAAACAUCGACAACGGAAUCGGAUGGCCAGACUGGAAAUUGACGCUUUGUCUUCUCGGCAGCUGGACGGCGGUUUGCAUCGUGCUUUUUCAAGGUGUAAAGAGCUCUGGGAGAUUCUCUUAUUUCCUGGCCAUUUUUCCGUACGUCGUGCUGAUUGCGCUGCUGAUCCGCGCAGUCACUCUGGACGGCGCGACCGAUGGAAUUCUCUAUUUUAUCACCCCGAAAUGGUCGAAACUUCUGGAACCAACCGUCUGGUAUGCCGCCGUGACACAGUGCUUCUUCUCGCUCUCGGUUUGCUUCGGUAGCAUCAUCACGUAUUCCUCUCACAACGGUUUCAAGCACAACAUCUACAGAGACGUAAUGAUAAUCACUUCAUUGGACACAAUGACGAGUUUAUUGGCCGGUUGCACUAUAUUCGGGAUCCUUGGCAAUCUGGCGUACGAGUUAGAUGUGGAAGAUAUAUCUAAAGUAGUCAGAGGCGGCGCUGGUCUGGCAUUUAUAUCUUAUCCUGAUGCGAUAGCAAAGUUCAGCUUUCUGCCGCAGUUAUUUGCUGCUCUGUUUUUUGUGAUGAUGUUCGUGCUUGGCGUCGGUAGUGCUGUGGGGAUGACUACGGGAAUCAUCACUGUGAUAAGCGAACAGUUUCCAAAGCUGAAAACUUGGCAAAUCGUGGUUCCAGUGUGUUCUCUGGGAUUUUUACUGGGCACAGUUUACGUAACACCGGGCGGUCAAUUCAUUUUGACCUUAGUGGAUUAUUAUGGUGCUUCAUUCGUCGUUUUCAUCCUUGCGUCAUUUGAAAUGACCGGAGUAAUAUGGGUUUACGGCUUAGAGAACUUUUUGGAAGACGUGGAAUUUAUGUUGGAUCGAAAGUCGAGCGCCUACUGGAGAAUAUGUUGGUUCAUAGUGACGCCGUUGUUAUUGAUAACGAUCUUCAUUUAUACGGUGGCCACUCUGUCGCCUUUGACUUAUGGUGGAAUAUCAUUGCCAUCAUCUGCGCACGCUGCCGGAUGGACGAUACUCUGCAUAGGUGUUCUCCAGAUACCGUUGUGGAUGUUCAUUAAGGUGCUGAAGAAUCGGCAGCUGCCGUUCACGCAGAUGGUGAAGAAAGCCUUCGCACCCGCGAGCGGAUUUGGUCCACGAGAAGUGCAGCAGCACAAAGAUUGGAAGAUCUUUAAAAGAGGAGAGAGCGAGAGCUAGGGAGAAAAGAACGCAGCCAUAUUGGAAGCAAAUACUUUAUAUUCUUCUUAAUAAGGAACCAAAGUAGAGCACACGAUUCUGUACAAACUCGGAAAUGCUUUAGAAUUCAAAUUUUUGCAGUUAUUUUUGCCAUGGCAGGAUCCAUGGCAGAAUCGCGAAAACGGAUUAUUCCGCGAAGUUCCUUAACUCCUUAAUUGCGGGCAGCUUUCCGAAAAGCCUUAUUCUUUUUAUUAUUUAACUUAGUCAAAUAAUAUAUGAAAAAAAUAGUCCAGUUACCACAACUUUGUUUGUACUAUUUUAUAUAUUUUAUAUGAAAUUUUAUGAAAUUGUCAAAUUAAGAAAAUAAAAAAAAAAUUAAAAAAUAUAUAUAAUUUCCACGCGUAGUUACGCACUCGUAUUUAGUUAUAUCGUAGUUAAGGAGUUAACAAUUGAGUGCCUGAAGCUUAACUUUCAUUAGCUAUCUUGUAAAUGCAUUUUUGAGUGUAAUGUUGCACUGUGUGCAACA